CUGUGGUGUUAUUUUCAGUGCAUUGAUUAGGUUAAAUAAUUUAUAUUAUAAUUUGCCGCGUUCAGUGAUUAGUAAAGAUCACCAAUAGACCUAACCAAGCAGGGAUAUGUGUUCCACAAGAAAUACGGAGAAGAGGCGUGUAAUCGGCUUAAAUUUUAAUGAUCCGUGCUCAAAUAUCCGCACCUGCGCCGAAAUAAAUGCGUUGCAGAAAUGCGUGCGCCCGGCUGUCUGCCUGCAAACGCGCACAGUGCGAUCCCUUUUUGCAGGCGGUCCUAGAGUUUCCCUCAGAACAGCGGCACCUACUCAAACUAAACCAGGCUAAUAAGAUUCAAAGUGGGAGGGAACAGGAGCGGAGAUCCGCCAAACAGGAACACGCACCGGAGAGCCGAGCCCGGAGUCAUGCGAGGAUCGCCACGGACGCUGACGGACGAGUGAGUCCGAGCCGGAAAGACGAGGAAGUGCGCGGAGCAUGGAGUUGGUAUGAACUCACCUUUCCAGUUAUGACAGGUGUCCGCCGACAGGAAGAAGGAGGACGCACGCAAGCUUAAAGGAAUCAUCGGAAUGUCGGGGGGACACUAAUCAUGUGCCUUGGCACCGCAACGGUGCCCCUUCAGUGUGAUACGCUGUUGUGCUUUUUUCCCCAAGGAAGAACUUGAAGGCGGACAGGUAGGAGCGCUUUUCCCAGCCGAUACGUUCGCUUGCGAUUAUCCCGCCCCCCUCUCCCCUCCAGUGACAAAUAACCAUGGAUAAUCACAGGCAAGAUAAAGCGAAGAAAGCGAUGAAAACCAAAACGAUGAGCCGCAAAGAAAAGAAUCAGAAAUCCGGCAAGGUUUUCCGGAGGAAAUCAUUAAAGUCGAUGGGAAAUUUCAUGAACAGGAUUCUGAGAACUUUAGGCACUCUGGCGCACUUAGGGGACAUGGAUCCAGCGGAGGCAGAGGAUGAUGAUGGCGGCUUUGGGAAUAGCGCACCUUGCACCUUUAGUGCAAACUCAGGAAAUCUUAAAGAUGAAAUUCAGGAGAACACGAUUAAAAAAAGCGUAACGCUGUCUUCCCACGGAUCUAUAAAAGAGAGACUGUCUUGGUGCUACGGGGAUAAAACUCCGGGAGUUCUGGGUUUAAAAAAUCAUGGCAACACCUGUUUCAUGAAUGCCGUGGUCCAGUGCCUGAGCAAUACUGACCUGCUUGCCGAGUAUCUCGGUCUCGAGCAGUAUAAAUCCGAUUUCAACCCGAGGGGAUUUAAUGGGAUUGUAAAAAGUCAGGACUCUCCGCAGGAUAGGGGUGAAGUGACUGAACAGUUGGCAUCUUUGAUCAGGGCGCUUUGGACACUCGAAUAUACUCCGCAACUGUCAGUCGAAUUCAAGAGCAUCGUGUCCAAGUAUGGCUCCCAGUUCCGGGGGAAUUCCCAGCAUGACGCCUUGGAGUUUCUGCUGUGGCUCCUGGACAGGAUGCACGAGGAUGUCAGCUCCACCGUCAACAGUCAGAGCAGCAAGACCAAAGCUUCUGGGAAGGAUCCGGCUGGAGCGGAAGGACCCCCCAGCAUGGGGCCGGCGGCCGCGCCGCAGAAUGGGGGCCACAGCUUCGUCCAGGACCACUUCCAGGCGCAGUACAGGUCCUCCCUGACCUGCCCACAUUGCCUUAAACAGAGCAACACCUUCGAUCCCUUCCUCUGCAUCUCCCUGCCCAUCCCGCUGCGUCAGACCAGGCCUCUGUAUGUCACUCUCGUCUUCAACACCAAAAGCCAGAGGUAUGUCCGCAUCGGGCUGGCGGUGCCGUUGUUUGGCACAGUGGCUCUGCUGCGAGGGAUGGUGGCUGAGGAGGGCAAGCUUCCGGCGGAUCAGGUGAUCCUGUCGGAGGUCUAUACCACCGGAUUCCAGCGCUCCUUCUUGGACGAGGACGACCUGACCGCCAUCACGGAGAGCGACGUCAUCUAUGCCUUCCAGGCUCCGCCCCUCUAUGGGAGGGGGGGCUCCAUGCGAAUCUCAGGGUACCACCACAGCCUCCCUUCUUCACCCUAUUUCUCCGGGCCCGAAGGUCAAAGGUUAUCCCCACCUGGGACCCUGUCCUCUGAGUUCCUGAAUCACAGCAGCUCUGGGAAGGUCCUCCUGCUGGUCUGCAAUGUCGCAGGAUCCGGACAACAAGCUAUCAGGUUCGGACCCCCAUUUCUCAUGCGAGAAGACCGGACCAUGUCCUGGGACCAGCUACAGCAGAGCAUCCUCAGCAAGAUGUACUACCUGAUGAUGGACAGGGCGCAGACGCAGAACACUGAGCGAGUGCUGUUUAAGAUCCGCGUGGUGGGGGGAUCAGCGUCCUACAGCUACCUGUCUCCCCAGGAUGGACGGCCAUUGUGCCACCCUGCCGUGGACAGAGCCCUGAAAUUCUGCACCACGGGAGGGUCUCCCCAUGUGAAGCUCCUUGUCGAGUGGGACCACAAGGUCAAAGAAUGCCUGUUCGGCAACAUCCGGGAGGAGGUGGUGAAGGACGCCGAGAGCGUACGCAGCCAGCAGCAGCAGCACCUCCAGCAGCACAACUGCACGCUGGAUGAGUGCUUCCAGCUCUACACCAAAGAGGAGCAGCUGGCCCCCGACGACGCCUGGAAGUGCCCUCACUGCAGGCAGCUGCAGCAGGGCAUGGUGAAGAUGAGCUUGUGGACGCUGCCUGACAUCCUCAUCCUGCACCUGAAGCGCUUCCGGCAGGUGGGCGAACGCCGCAACAAGCUCAGCACGCUGGUGCGCUUCCCGCUGGCCGGCCUCGACAUGGCGCCCAACGUGGUGAAGCGCAGCCAGAGCAUGCGCAGCCAGAGCAUGCGCAGCCUGGGCCCCUGGCCAUCUUCCUGGAAGCAGCCGCCCGACGGUGGGCCCCCUGCCGACUUCCUGUACGACCUGUACGCCGUGUGCAACCACCACGGCGGCAUGCAUGGCGGCCACUACACAGCAUACUGCAGGAACUCUGUGGAUGGACAGUGGUAUGGCUAUGAUGACAGCAGCGUGGAUCUGAUCCCAGAGGAAGAGAUCUGCACACGUGGGGCCUACAUCCUCUUCUACCAGAGACGCAAUGCCAUCCCACCCUGGUCUGCCAGCAGCUCGCUCCGGGGCUCCACCAGCUCCUCAGUCUCUGACCACUGGCUCAUCCGGCUGACGGGCGACAGCAAGCGGGGCAGUCUGGUCUCCAGAGCCUCCACCACCUGCCCCUCCUCUGUGCCUGACCCACUGGAGUCACCCGUCUUUCAAGAGGAGGAUGUGGGCCCCCCAAGCGGCCCCGAGUCCCGGCCCUUCAUGCGAAGCCUUCCGGGCCGCAGCAUGAGCAUGCGCAACCCCAGCAAGACCAGAGAGGGCCUGAGCAAGGUGCUGCCCCUGCGCUGGUCGUUUGGCUCCAAAGACCGGCAGAAGCGGGCCCCCGGGGAGCUGGUGGAGUACCUGGAGUCAGGCCGGCGGCCGCGCUGCACCAAGGACUCUAUCGUCAAUCUGAUGGCCACUACACCCGACAAAGAGCCACCCGAUUCGCCUGGCUCUGGCAGGGUCAGCUGCCUUGGCCGGCUCUCCAUCGAGCACCACGACACUCUCAGGGUGCCCGAGGGCCAGAGUCGGCCAGCUGCCGACGGCUCCGGGGUUCAGAGGCGGGGCAGCAAGCCUAAGGACGACGGCACGCUGAGUGGGAGGACCUCCAGGAAGGCCAGGCCGGAGCAGGGCAGGCCACCUGACCCCCAAUCCCGGAAGAGCUCCGGUGCAGGAUUGCCAGCUAGCUCUGGGUCCGGUGCUGCCCCUGGCUGGGAGGCCACAGUGAAAAGAGGAAAAGGCCAUGUGGAUGCUGUCCCAGGGGGCCAGGGGAGUCCAGCAGGGCAGGCCCAGGAAAACAAGGCAAAGAGAGCUGGGGAGUCUGGCAGCCAUGAUGGUCUGUUGGCCUUCCUCAAGUCGAGUUUCAUGAAGAAGGACUCGCAGAGGAAGGCGCGGCAGGCCGAGGCAGCCCCGAGGAGUUCGUCUCGAGUGUCUCUGUCCAAUGGGGCGCCUGGUGCAGCCCUGGAUGGGAAGCCAAAUGGCGCCCCUGGUGGCAGCGUCGGGCGACGCAGUGAGGAGAUGGCCAACGGCAAGCCGGGCUACAGCAGCUCCGCCACCAGCAUCAAGCGCUCCCAGAGCUCUUCCAGCAUCCAUGGCCGGCCGGACCCUGCCCUGCGCCGCUCCACGUCCCUACACAGGAACGGCAUGCCGGGGGCGCCCCCCCCACGGAGCCUUACCGCCGAGAAGCCCGGCUUCGCCACCCUGCAGCGGACACGCUACAGCACCAACUCUCUAGGCAGGAAGCGCACGGUGCCCGAGUCCAGCUUCUGAAAGGUCUCCCACCCCCCACCAGCACUGCGACCACAGAAUACUGUUCAGGGCGCCGUUUAAGCCGAUUACCACAAGGGGGCGUCUAGCUGUGCGUGGGUGCCAGGACUAUCCCUGAGAAGCCGAUAUUGUGAGUGGAUGAGUGUUCUUUUUACUGCUACAGUUUUGAUAAUUAACAGUAAGUGCCUGUCGCCCCAACACGGUUCACAUCAUUGACCUCGUGUGCAGUGGCUAAACGCUGAAUCUGCAUGUUUGACUGUGACACGUUCCAGGGACACAACCAUGUCUGAAGCAGAGGGGAACACCUUCCGUACGCUGUUCUCUGUCAAUUAUUUUCCCCUUUAAAACAAAUUUAGGAUGAUUUGAAGGAUCCGAGGAUAGAAAUUUUAACUUUAUUUUGCUUUUAAAAAGGGGGAAACGAUUGCCAUACUAUUUAUAAUAUUUUAUAAUACACUGAGCAAAUCACCAACAUCAUGUACAUACAUAAACAUAGAAUAAAAAUAUAUAUCAGAUUUAUUUAUUUAACCACUUCUUUACAGUAGAGACUAUUAAUUAAUAAAUGAUUGUGCUUGCACUGUAAACUUGCUGCUAGAAUCUCACUUUUAACAUCCCAGAUAAUACAUGGAAAUUACUUAUUUUUGCACUUUCUAUGUAGCACCAAAUAUUUGCUUUCUGUGCAUUUAACCGCAUUAUUCAAGAAGCCUAAUUAAAUUAACCCGCUUUAAAUCCCCAGAAAGGAACAUCUCUGCCUACCAUGUAAUUGCAUAAUUAACAACACUGAAACAAAUUGGUUAACUGUUUAAAAAAAAAAAAUCUUUAACGUCAGGAACGCCAGAGGUCAGGAAGUGGCUGCGAAGCAGAAUGUGUUUAACGAUAUAAAAAUAUAAAUCUUGCAAAUCUGUUUUCAUGGUUGAUUUGUCAGGUUACAGGUGUAGGUGGUGUUCCUGUACUCAGAGAAGAUGAAAAUCAGUCAUUUAAUCAGUACUACUUUUACUAAUCGCUAGCGGUAAGAAUCCGCUCCUGAGGGUUAACUCUCACCACAAGGGGGCGUGCUCUUAAAUGAAAAUGGGCAUCUGUAAUGUUUUACAGGGCUUUAAACAUUUGCCGUAUUCAUCUAAAAGAGUGGAAGAAAGCUGUCCCCUUGUGAGUCCGCCGUGAUAAUCCAGUUUACUCAUGAAGUAGCAGCUGAUAUGACCCAGUUUUCAGCACGAGGGAGGAAUUAGUGAACUGUAGACUGAUCCGCUUGUCUAAGGUCUUCACUGUCCCACUUGCUGUUCUUCUCCCCAAACACAAAAAGACUGAUUCAACAAACAUGCAGUACAAUUUCUGUCUGCGCAAUUAAUGGAGACACAGUACUGUAUCUUGCUAAAGGACUGCACUGGUCAUAGUAGUUUCUGUACCUGCUAUUAAUAGAGGCAAUAAGGUUAAAUGAAUGACACUGUUUUGACUCGUAUGUUUAUCAGCGCUUGUAUUACUGUAAUGUGGGUGUGAAGUAUGGAUCCAUUUUUAAUUUUAAUUUUUACUCACAAGAGCAAAAUUCUGCAGCACCACUAAUUUUCAGAAUCCGUGCAUGGGUUCUCCAGCUAUUGUGAUUUGAAACAGCAUUGUGCCAUGACACCGUGCGUUGCCCACAUCCAAUUGGCCAGUGGCAGAAUCCUCUCUUACCUCAUUGGUGUUUGUCUGCAAACACAUGACAGCAAAAUUCCACCUUUACUCAACCAAUAUUCCAUGCGUUGGUUCAUGACUUAACAAGGUAUUGACAAGAUGCUGUAAGAGAACAUCAUUCAAACAGCACAAUUAACAUUGGAUCAGGGGACUUGGUGCUUUAAAUUUUUGUUACUCUAUUUUAAUACUGUUAACUGUUAUAAUUGCGAUGCUUAAGAUUUUUUUCCCCUGGAAGCUCAUUUAUUUGAAUUUUUAAGUGUUUUCUUUUUUUAAAAUAAUAGAAGUGGUUUUAAAUCAGGUCAUCAUCCCACCUCGUCACCUAAUCUGUCCUUGGUCCAUCAUAAGCUCUGACGGAUAUGUUUAAACUCGCCUUUAUCAGGUCACACACACAUUUUACAUAUACUUUGUUUUGUUUACUUCUUCUCACUGUUUACUGUGUGCUGUGGGAUUUAGAUGACAUAAAGAAAUGAUAAACCAGAGCAAGACGUGAUGUCUGUAUUAUUUAACCUCUCUGUUCCUGAACCAUCCGCAUUCAUACAGUACGUGUCGAUCACCCACCACAAAUGUUUACCAAAAUGAGCACUUGUUACAAGGAUGUGAACAAAGGACAUUUCACAGUUCUUUUGUGAAACCUCUGUUGAAGAUGUUUUAUAUGCAAUUUUUUGUAAAAGUCUACAUUUUAUAACUGCUUUGUAAAUAUUUAAAGGUAAAUGUGAAGAAUUGUAUCCUGGUAGCAGACUGUCCAGUCACAUGGGCUCAGUUUAGUUGUAAAGCACAAAUAGAGGACAUUAAAUCGAACCUUCCUUGCAAAAUGGGUACAAAAUGGUACGUAAGAGGUUUGUAUCUGCCGAAGAUGUCUGCUCUACAUAAUUUACAGUUUUAUUUUUUAAUACGGUAAAUAAAACACAUUGUUUAUCACAAA
Messenger RNA from Brienomyrus brachyistius, 6905 nucleotides. It is a transcript of the gene usp43a, whose product is annotated as ubiquitin specific peptidase 43a. Gene Ontology annotation, biological process: protein deubiquitination. Bases 743 to 4321 code for a protein of 1192 amino acids. Lineage: Eukaryota; Metazoa; Chordata; Actinopteri; Osteoglossiformes; Mormyridae. Gene Ontology annotation, molecular function: cysteine-type deubiquitinase activity. The transcript is spliced from 15 exons. The record is from RefSeq and is a predicted model, not a curated record.